ACAUCAAAUCAUAAAUUGCUGCAUCACUGUAUUUGAGAAUAGAAUCGAUAUGGUAUAGACCUUUGACAGUCACCAGUGGGGAAAUACUAGAUAUACAUAUGGUUGGUAAAUUAUCUGGCAGAAAGUUGCAUUUUACUCUGUCUAUCAUAGUCUUAAAUGAUCUCUCUCUGUGGAUGAGCAAUUUUGGGGAAGUAAAAAAUGAUGCGAUUUUCUCCGAUUUUGAUGAUUUUUGCUGUCGCUGUUUGUGUAUCGGGAGAAAGUCCUCGUGUGGAAGUGACAGAAGGAAUUCUUGUGGGAAAGACAGUGCAGUUCACUGAGAACCAGUACAUCAAUCUAACCAAAGAUGUCGACAUGUUUCUUGGCGUUCCCUUCGCUAGUCCUCCAACGCGGUUCGCCCGAGCUCAGCCGAUGACAAGAUGGGAGGGAGAACGGAAUGCCACUGAGUUUACACCUGCGUGCCAACAAGUACCUCAGCCUUUAUUCUAUCCCGUCAUGUCAGAAGAUUGCCUCUAUCUAAAUGUUUACACACCAAGUCCAAAGCCAUCAACAGGGAUACCUGUCAUGGUAUGGAUUCAUGGAGGUGCUUUUUCAACGGGGACCUCAAUGAUAUAUGAUUACUACGGAGCUCCAUUGGUAGCUGUUGGUGACGUCAUAAUAGUAACAUUCAACUACCGAUUAGCGAUCUUUGCACAAUUGUCAACAGAGGAUGAAGAAGCACCUGGAAACGUUGGAAUGUUGGACCAAGUAGCUGCACUAGAAUGGGUUUACAACAACAUAGAAGCUUUUGGAGGUGACAAAGAACAGAUAACCAUAUUUGGCGAAAGUGCAGGAUCUGCGAGCGUCAGUUUUCACCUGCUCUCCAAACUGAGUAGAAAGUUUUUCAAGCAAGCUGUGCUUCAGAGUGGAACUGCAUUUAGUCCAUGGGCCUUCAAGCAUGAUCCAGUCGCUGAGCUUGAGAAAGCACAGGAACUUGGAAGAGAGAUGGGUUGUGUAGAUGUGACAUCUACCUCAGCUUUGGUGACUUGCCUCCGAGAUGUAGAAGACCCCUUAGCUCUGAGCACAGCAGCCGACAAGGUAUACGGCAAUCAGUAUCCAGUGACUCUGGAUGGUACUUUUUUGGAAGACACUCCAGCCAAUCUCUAUAAGAAUAACGACUUUGCCAACGUUCCACUCCUGAUAGGUUUUAACCGGGACGAGGGUACAAUAGGCCCGUACUUUUAUUUUCCAUCUUAUGUCGGAAGUCCGACGCCACCUCCUAUGGAUCGUAACCUGUUCGAGAUCUUUGUGAAGGGUCUUCUGGUCAAUUAUGGUACAGACGACGAGAUCGUGCACGAUGCCGUGUUCCAGGAAUACAUUGACUGGACAAUGGCUGAUAAUCCGGAAAGUGAUUACUUCCAGUCGUUUGUGAAUUACGGAACCGAUUCAGACUACGCUUGUCCGUCAGAUAUCGUGAUGCGGAAACACACAGAGGCCGGUGGAACAGUCUACAAAUAUUUCAUGACCCAUGCACCAUCUAAGAGUUACUUCAUGGUCGCAGGUGAGAUCCCAAACACUCCUUGGUUGGGAGCAGGUCAUGGUGAAGACCUCACAUUCGUGUGGGGUGUGCCCUUCAUCGAUGAACUUUACCAUGUACAUGGGCACAAUUUGACAGAUGAAGAGAACGCCCUCUCCGUCAAGUUCAUGCAAUUUUGGACAAACUUUGCAAAAUCAGGUGAUCCCGGCAAGUCCAUCCCUGGUGCAGAGCCCGGAGAAGGAGAUGAUUUUUGGCCUUUAUACACGAUUCCUGAAUUAAGACACAAAAUACUCUCACCGAGUUUUGGUGAGGAUAGAGCUUUAAAGGCUCGUGAGUGUCGUUUCUGGGCGAACUACGUUCCGACCCUUCAAUCCUUUGCAAACUCAAUUGAUGAGGAUCAGAAGGAAUGGCGAGAGAGCUAUGACGACUGGAAGAGUGAAAUGACCGACUGGGAGCAGGCGUUCGAAAAAUACAAAGAACAGCCAACAUGCAAUUAGACAUGCUAGAUGACAUUGAUUUAAUAUGUGACCCAACAAACCUAUAGAGGGCGUCAACACUUUGCAAAAUUCGUUGAUAUGACCCUGAAUCACUGUCUUCUUUACCAUUGUACAACAUUAACCACUCUCAAUAGCUCUUCGUAUCAUGAAUAAAACAUGGAAUUAUAUUGGAUAUAUUGAGGCGGCACAAGGGUAUUUGAUUUAGGGAUGUCCUUCAUAAUUACACGACCAAUACACAUAUUUGUGAUGCCCGCUCUUUCUCUUUUCUUUUCUUUCUCUUCCUUUUUUCUUUCCCUUUCUUUCUUUCUCUUUUCUUUCCCUUUCCUCCCCCAUUUUCUUUGUUUCUGCCCUUCCCCUCAUUCACUAAUUAAAAAAGAAACCAUGGGGUUGGGUAACACUUGACCCUUGUAGAGUCACCCCUUGCUCAAGAGGCAUUUUAGACUAAAUAGAUAUAUGGUUAUGUCUGGUAGAAAUAAAUUUAUUUUCUGUUUAUUUUCUUCAUUUCAUUUUCAUGGUUAACGACGAUUAUGUAGCUAUAUAAUAAUAAGGAUUAUAAUAAAGUAAUAAUAAUAAUAAUAGUAAUAAAAAAUAACCGUCCGCUUUUAUAUAGCGCUUGACACAUCGGAACGACGUCUCUAUGCGCUUUACAAAAUUACCCAGGUCAUCGGAACCUGGCAUGCCCGUAUACAAUGUAUGGCCUUCUCCACUCCCUGGGGAGCAUUCCAACAAGAGUUUCAAGACUCGAUUGCUAGGCAUACUUCAUAGGCUUUAGGGUAACCAUUUAACACCAGGGUGGAGAGUGGCAAAUUGUGGAUUGACGCCUUGCCAAAGAACGCUAGGCCUAGUGGGAUUCGACCAGACGGUCCUCUGAUUACAAAUCGAGAGUCAGAACCUCUGAAGUGCUACACCACGAUGCUUUCAUACAUUGCCUGUGUUAUGUGUUAUGCUCAUGAUUCCGUGUCAAACUUUUAAAUUUCUUGACAAAUCAUGUAUGUACUCUAAAGAAUAUUCUUAAGAUUCAAAUAUCCUUAUAAACAAUGUAUUUCUCUGUGAAAACUUUAUAGCACAAUGUAUUAAUCAUUAAUAACUUUUAUUUACACUUAACUGAGAUAACAUAUUGACCUUCAUUAUGACAUCAUUUGUUUACUGAUAUUUAUUAUCAGAGCUUCUCAAUUAAUAUUGCGUUUGUUAGCAAAUAGUAAAUUAGUUUUCUUUUUUAAUUUUAUGUUCUCACUAAAUUUGUAAGCUCUUUGGUACGGAUACCCCUAAAAAUUCAUACACUUAGGAUAUAAUGUAUUUAUAUUGAAUCUCAACUUUCUUUGAAUGUCGAUGAAACUUUUUUUUUUGGUCUCAUCAGUCUACGAAAUAGAAUAGGCCGAUAUGACACACGUCUUC
This is a messenger RNA of Lytechinus variegatus (green sea urchin), 3405 nucleotides long. Its product is annotated as cholinesterase 1-like. Gene Ontology annotation, molecular function: cholinesterase activity. Lineage: Eukaryota; Metazoa; Echinodermata; Echinoidea; Temnopleuroida; Toxopneustidae. The record is from RefSeq and is a predicted model, not a curated record. The transcript is spliced from 10 exons. Bases 199 to 2010 code for a protein of 603 amino acids.